AUGCAGCAACGAUCUUCAACCUCAAACUCGCGAUGUUCCAUCGAAGAUCACAGAGCCAUCAACAUCGGCGCUGAACAGCAACAAAGCACAAAACGGAGAAGGACCGCCGACGAUGAUUCGCUCGACGUACUUCCGGUUUAUCACGUACGCACCGUCACCGGAAGGAGAGAUGUUUCUCGGCCACGAUCGCCGCCGGCGGAUAAGAUGAUUCACGCUAUUCCCUUGCUUGUAUUGCUAUGUCUCUUCACUCUAUGGUGGUUCUCUUUUCCAGUAGAUCUGGAGGUCAAGGAUGGUAGGAUUACGACCAUACGACAAAUGGAUAUACCGAUUUCAAACGAUCAUACUCGAUUUGAUCUUACGAUACUCACUGUUGCUGCAUCGCCACCAAUUGCUUCAAUUCAUCAAGAUCUUUCAGGUGAGGAUGAAAUGUACUUGCCUCCGUCGAAUUCGCCAACUGAAGAGCCUUUUUCUUUGGUAAAGGAAAAAAACGAUUGA
Vicia faba (fava bean) is the source of this 495-nucleotide messenger RNA. Lineage: Eukaryota; Viridiplantae; Streptophyta; Magnoliopsida; Fabales; Fabaceae. The record is from the annotation of a GenBank genome assembly.